AUGGAGAACCGCAAGGAGGAGCAGCAGGGCGCGGCGGUCGGGUGGAUGACCGUGCCGGCGUUCGGGGAGUGGGACGUCAAGAACGGCGCCGUGCCGGACUACUCCAUGGACUUCUCCAAGAUCCGCCAGAUGCGCAAGCAGAACAAGCGCGAGCUCUCCAGGGCCAGCCUCGGCGGCGACGAGGACCUCCUCCAGCAGCAGCAGCAGAGUAGCAAGGCGCAGCCGCCCAAGUCCUCCGCCGCCGUCGCCGACGACGACCACCGCCGGCCGCUGCACGACGACUCCCCUACGGUAACAAUUCAGGAUUAA
Messenger RNA from Miscanthus lutarioriparius, 309 nucleotides. NCBI's taxonomy places the organism in Eukaryota, Viridiplantae, Streptophyta, Magnoliopsida, Poales, Poaceae. The record is from the annotation of a GenBank genome assembly.